CUCUCUGUCUCUCUCAUGAUCAUCAACCAUUACAAGCAAAGAUUGUUAGUGUAUCUAUAGAAGCGAGCCAUGGAUCCAAACGGCGUCGUUCAUUUCCGGCACCGUCGAUCUCCGUCUUCCUCCUCUUCCGACCGAUUCCUCAACGUCUUCUCUCCACCAAACUCCGACACCGCCAUAACCAUCGCUGGCGACGAGCUCAACGAAGAUGAUGUCUUCUGGACCGGCCACUUCUCUGAGUCAAACCAACGGUCCAAGUCCCCCGCGACCAUCGCCGGCAACCAAAGCCAUCAUCGCAUGCCUUUCCAGCAGACGGACAACUUCGGCAUCCUCGCCGCAUUGCCUGAAGAUCACAGUACAAUGAACCGUCCGGUCAUCUAUCGAAAGCCUUUGAUUUCAUCGCCUUCCUCUGCGACAUCGCUUGUGACACCUUCGAUUUCAUCCUCAACGACGUCGUUUGACUCUUUUCCAAAGCAUUCAAUUUCUCCUUCAUUUUCCACAACGACGUCGUCCUCGCGUACAAUUCCCUCUAUUCCGAAACCUCCGCCCGAGUGUUACCAGUCCGUGCCCGGUCGAAAAUUCCAACAAUCGGCGCCGGUGAAUGUUCCGGCGAUGCCGAGGAAAGUCCCAAAAAGUGAGCUGACUAACGUGGAUGAUGACGUGGACGACGAUGAGAUGCUGCCACCGCACGAGAUCGUCGCCAGAGGAUCGGCGCAAUCCCCAAAGACAACGUUUUCGGUGCUGGAAGGCGUUGGCAGGACAUUGAAAGGCAGAGAUCUUCGUCAAGUUCGCAAUGCCGUUUGGCGCCAAACAGGUUUCCUUGACUGAAUUUUGAUCCAUUUUCGGAAUUCGACUGGGAAGUUAAAUAUUUUUGCUAGCUUUCACAGUCUUUUAUUACAUUGGAGUAAUUGAAUUCAAGCAUGUUUGUUGAAAAUGUUAUAUAAUUUUGUUGGGAUAGCAGGAUUGGUCACUUUUGUAUCGUCUCCAGUACAUUCUGGACCAUAAAUUCUUGUGAAUUAUAAGGAAAUAGUCUGUGUAUCCAGUUGAAUUUAGCAAAUGUUGUAUGGAUCUUUGUUGGGGCACUUUUUCCCGGCUAGCUUUCUUAAUUUAACUA
Ilex paraguariensis (yerba mate) is the source of this 1111-nucleotide messenger RNA. Lineage: Eukaryota; Viridiplantae; Streptophyta; Magnoliopsida; Aquifoliales; Aquifoliaceae. The record is from the annotation of a GenBank genome assembly.